AUGGAUCCAUCAACUAGCACCUCGGCAACCAGUCAACCCUCGUCCCCCAUCCAAUUUUCAGAUUUGGAAUUUUUGGCGAAUCAACAGGAUUUUCGUGAAGCUUUCUCAGCUUUUCUCACGAAGUUCAAAUCCGCGUUUUCCGUAACCAAAAUAGAAGGAGAAAAAAUGGAAAAAGGUGAAAGAAUAGGAGAUGCUGUUAUCCCGAUACACCAACAUGCCAAACUUUCUCAAUCAGAUCCACGUCAUAAAUCACAAGACAAAACCGAAAAACAUAUGAAUCAAAUGAGCUCCAGUCCCACCGCCACACCUAGCUCCGUCGCCGCAGCAGUAGGGUGUAAGGAGCCACAGGAUACGACCAACACAGGCUUUGUUUCUCUCUCCGCCGCCAAGGAUACGGUUCUGUCAGCAAGUCCGCAGCUAGACAACCGAAAAUCUGGAAGCUCCGACGCCGAGGACAAGCCAACAACAACGUCGAAGAAAGGACCUCAGGUCAACCCGAUAUCCACGCUCGCCGAGUCUGGGAAAGCUGAAAAUAAUAACGGUCACCUGGUUCGAUCUGGUCUGGUUCCGGCGUUGUCGGUGGAGAUGCCGGCAGACAUUAAUGUCAGUCAACGGUGCAGUUUGAAUGGAGGCGAAUCAUUAGAGAAAAACCCUCAGCUGAAGGAUCAAAAGGCCACAAACCGCAUUACCAUUUCUUCAACCAGUUGGGCCGUUUCUGAUAAGGCCCAACCACAUUCAAUUAAUAUUGGGCCGAACCCUUCUCCUCUCCUUCACCCUCAAUCAAAUAUGUCCCAACCAUCUGGCCCAGAUACUACCAAUCCUAAAGCCCACUCCACAAACAGGGACUCCAACUCCCAAACGGCACCUUCGCAACCCACAGGUUGCGUCGUCGCCGGCUCCGGUGGAGGUGAGGUGAGCGCCGUCUACCGGUGGAUUGUUGUUGUCGGCCAUGUUGCAGGUCUGUUCUUUUUCUGUGGCCGUGAUACCGGCGUCGGGUGGUUGGUUUGCAUGUACCGGUUGGAUGACGUUGAGUUGGCCGGCGGAAAGAUCCUGCUGUUGGCAGAUUUUAGGAAUGGUAAUGGGCUGAGGGGGGUGAUAGCCCUCCCCUACGGUCACGAAUUACCAACGGAACUUCACCACGCGAGACGAAGGCCGAAAAACGACCCCUCCAAGCCUGGCCAAUGCCCAAAAUGCACCCAAGAAGCAGAUCUCGACACUUCCUUCACCGAUAGGAUGAAGGACCGGCCAACCUCAGAACCACCCCGGAAGCCCACACCAAAUCUAUCUCCCUCCCACAAUCCAGCGGGUGACCCAAGAACUGCCCAAGACGCAGAGGCCUCCACCGGAGAGCUUUCACCAUUCCAACACCAGGAAUCGGAGAAGACAACAGAGGGAAGCACCAACGCCGGCCAAAACACCGCCUAUCGCGAUGAGACUAGCGAUGCCCGCAAUCCCGCCCUCUCCACCGUAUUAUUGAGCCUCAGCCUUCGGUUUGUUUUGCCGAGAAUCUUAGCUGAGAAAUUCAAGCUAUUGGGCGUCUUAACAUUCGAGAAUGUUCAGUUUUAUGCCACUGUUUGA
Striga asiatica is the source of this 1578-nucleotide messenger RNA. NCBI's taxonomy places the organism in Eukaryota, Viridiplantae, Streptophyta, Magnoliopsida, Lamiales, Orobanchaceae. The record is from the annotation of a GenBank genome assembly.